UAUAUAUAAAUGGUAUCAGGUAAUUUAAUGUGUUUUGCUUGGGAAGCAAAAGCAGAAUAAUGUAUAAGAAAUAUAUUGCAAUUGUUUUGUCCGUGCUGCUGUCAGCAGCUGAAGCUAACAGCGUUGCUUAUAAGGAGAAGCCAGCUCUUGAGUUGCUUCAGGAUGGGAAGAGCUGGGAAGGUUUAGGUUUGUCCGCAAAAGUGAAUGAUUAUGUGGACAAUACAAUAUCCAUGAUCGUGCCGUUCAUCGAGACCCAUGGACUUGACCCAAUGCCCCUGCCCGAUGUGGUUGAAGGUUUUGAAGUCAGGCCACUACUCAUCACAUACAGCGCGUGGUUGAAGAUUCAUAACGGCAGCAUGCGUGGUUUGGUGAAUGUGGCACGCUCGGGUGACCAAAACGUCUACUACUUUGCCAAAAUGUUGCGUGUGCGCCUUCGUUUGCAGUUCAGAAAUCUUGAAUUCGUGUACAGAUACUUGGUAAAAGUGAUGAACAUUGGACCAACUGGUGGUAUUGUUGGAUCUCUCAACCGCUUUGUAGUCACUGUGGACUUGCUCUUUGAUUUUAACAACGACGAAAUACAUCUCCAAGAAUUUUCACUAACAGACAUCGGACGUCUCAGAGUGCGCUUGACUGGCAACAUCCUGGUGGACUGGCUGGUGAAUCCUGUGAUAAACGUUUUCAUGAGAAUUUUCGAUAAUGUCAUCAUUCAUGCAGUCGCAUCAAAUAUCCGUUCUGCGAUAAAUUCUGCACUCGGUGUCAUUAAUUCUAAUGUGCAAGACAUUGUUCAGGCUUUGGAAGCAUUUAAUUAAAAAAAUAACGGAGCAAUGCUUAGCGGUAACAACAGCACUAGGUUCUGCAAUCUAAUGCUGUUACAAUACUGAUAAACAAUACUAUGACGUAUGAUACCCAAACUAGUUAUGUCCAUUCAAGAAACAAGCCACAGGAAGCGAUUCUAACAAUUCUUUUUUUAUUGUUAGUAUUAUUUAUGGAAAGUAAAUAUGUUCCUAUGCUUUUAAAAUGUCUAUUAGAAGAAGCACUACAAAACCCAGUAAUAAGUACUUACUUACUGUGAUUUUUAAUUCAAUGAAUUUAACAAUAAACGCAUAAGUACAUCCAUGC
Manduca sexta (tobacco hornworm) is the source of this 1119-nucleotide messenger RNA. Its product is annotated as mite allergen Der f 7. The coding region runs from base 60 to 809 and encodes 249 amino acids. The record is from RefSeq and is a predicted model, not a curated record. The transcript has 5 exons. Lineage: Eukaryota; Metazoa; Arthropoda; Insecta; Lepidoptera; Sphingidae.